Messenger RNA from Rhopilema esculentum, 2508 nucleotides. RefSeq names its product conserved oligomeric Golgi complex subunit 7. Gene Ontology annotation, cellular component: COG complex. Gene Ontology annotation, biological process: intracellular protein transport; retrograde vesicle-mediated transport, Golgi to endoplasmic reticulum; Golgi organization. The record is from RefSeq and is a predicted model, not a curated record. Lineage: Eukaryota; Metazoa; Cnidaria; Scyphozoa; Rhizostomeae; Rhizostomatidae.
CAACGACGAUGGCCUCUUGUACAAUUUUUGAUGUGGACAACAAAGAAAAUGGCGGAGGUUUUUGCAAAUUACUAGCCGAUAAAAUUGAUGUGACAGUAACUUAAAAUGGACUUUCAAAAAUUUUCAGAUGAAAAUUUUGAUGUAAAAGAUUGGCUUAACAGUGCUUUGAGAGCACACAAGGAUGCUGGCCAAAAUGUGGAUGUGCAUGCAUCAAACCUUGUUAUGAAGCUGCAGCUUUUCAUCCAGGAAGUGAACAAGUCUUUAGAGGAGACAAGUCAAAUUGCUGUUAACAACCUUCCCAGGGUGCUCAGAGAAGUUGAAGGGAUUAAAAUUGAGGCAGGAAAUUUGAAAGAGCAGAUGCAGAUGGUUAAGGAUGAUAUUAGAAGGAUUGAAGAAAACACAUCGCAAUCAAUGAAAGCCCUAGUCGACAUUGACAACAUAAAGGAUCGCUUACAGGCUGCGUCCAGUGCUUUACAAGAAGCAGAUAAUUGGACUACUCUAUCAACCAAUGUCGAAGAGAUAUUUUCUUCUGGAGAUGUUGACGAGAUUUCAAGCAAAUUAAUCGGGAUGCAAAAAAGUCUGAAUGUACUGCAAGAUGUUCCUGAUUUUGCUGAGAGGAAACGUUUUCUUGAAUCGUUGAAAAACAGACUAGAGGCACUUUUGAGCACAAAAUUGGUCGCUUCAUUUAACGGACAUUCAAUCGAAGAAGCUAGAAAGUUUGUUUAUAUUUUUACUGAAAUUGGAAGAUUAGAACAGAUACAGACUUACUACAAUAGCUGCCACAAGGGAAAUCUGCUCAGUAUUUUAAAAGAACUUUUGGAAGACCCAACCAACGAUGUAACAAUCUGGCUACCAAAAUUUUUUGACAUUUUACUGUCCUUUUGGCACAAGGAGAUUGUUUGGUGUGGUCAAGUUUUCCAGGACCCAGUUUCAGUUCUGUCGUCUCUGCUUGUGCAAAUCUUAGCCAAUGCAGAAUCGUCUAUAUCAUCAGCAAUUACAAAGUUUUCUCCAGAUGAAGAUGUUCCAUUAAGUUUACUCAUUCAAAUAAAAAUGAUAUGCGAAAGACUGAUAAAAGGGUUGGAAGCAUCCAUGAAGCCAGAACAAGGAUUGAAUCCAUCUAGUCAAGCAGUCUUUGAAUUAAUGACGAAGAUCCAAGAACCUUAUUCAAAGAAUCUUAUUCGAUAUUCAGAAAUACAGCAAUCAGAGCUUAUGAUUGGAAUCGAAAAGAUGAAUCUUGGCCUUUCUGAUUUCACAGAAACAGUAGCAAAUAUGUUGGAAUCUGUUGGGCAAGCCAUCAUGUUAGCUGAGGAAGCAAAAUCCUGUUGCUGGAAGUUUACCGAUGGAUUUGGUGUCCUAGGAUUGAUAGAAGCUUUAGAGAAUUUCUUUUCGGCAUACCUUGGUAAACUGGAUGGCCUUAUCAGCAGUCUUAAGAAAACGAGUGGCACGAUCGGAGUAACAAUAGAUGAUAAAAGUUUCGAAGAUGAAGACCAGUGGAGUAUCUUUCAGAAUUCGUUCAGAGUCAUUGAAAUGUGUGGCAAUUUAUUGAUAAAAGUCGAAGAAUUUAGGCAGUCGCUGUUACGGGAAGUCAAAGAAAAGUUAAAGCAAAACUUUGAUGAAGAAAGUGGAAAAUUAAUGAACAUUUUUCAUUAUGUAAAACGCUCCACACCCUCUCAAUUCGAGGAUUUGAAAGAGUUUUAUGAAAGAGUCAAUACAUAUGAAUUAAAUGCAAUUCUUGCGCAAACUCAAGAGCAGGUUAUGAGACUCAACGAACACGCACACAAAUUGGCGUUUGAUGUUGUAUUCGCCAACCUGAAACGAAAACUCGACGAAAUUCCUAAGCUUAAGAUCUGGUCAACAAACCUUGAAGAGGGGGAAGUUCUUGCUGAAGAUUUGCCAACUUUCAGUUUAUCACCUCAAAGUUGCAUUACCGAUGUUGGUGACUAUCUAUUGACGCUCCCGCAACAACUUGAGCCAUUUUUUACGCAAGAUAAUACAUUCUUGUCAACAGCAUUAAAAGCAGGACAGAUACCAUACACUGAUCAACAAGAUUCGGGUGAAGAAGAUGAUCAUUUUUGGUUGAUUGGAUUUGCUCGGGGGACAAUGGAUCAUUUUAUUGAUAACGUCUUGAAAAUUGUUGAGCUCAAGUCGAAGAAUGCAACACGACAGCUUAUUGCUGACAUUGACUACCUUUGCAACAUCUUUGAGGCGGUUGAAGUCCACCCUAGCAGCGAAUUAAAGGCGAUCAAAGAAUUAUUAGCAGCUGAUCAAGAAAGUUUCCAUUCAGUGGCUGCUGAAAUAUCCGCGGAUGCGAACAUUGUGAGUGAAAUUGCAAAAAUGAGGAACAUUUGAAUUGCAAAAAUAGAUAUUAUUAAAUUUGAUGACCAGGCACUUUGAGGUAAAUGAACCUUAGCUAGUUUAAACUCAGAUUUUAUUUAUCAAUAAUUUUAAUAAUAAUUCACUCUAGUGUAGGUAAUAGGUAUGUCAUUAUUGUUAUGUCUUUGUCAAUUA